GGACAGCACCGGAACGUGCCUGUGCCUGCCCAUCCCACCGGCAGGCAACCCCCGCAUCCCACAUCGCCUUGCGACUCAGCUCCGCCCUUUGUCCUACAUCUUGGUGGUGCCGUUCCUGCAUCUCCGGCGUCAAUUCUCCAUGGCUCCUUCCCCUUAAAGGCCUAGAUAUCUCGCGUGUUCUGCAUCUCUGGCUGCUUCCUACAAGCUCUGCCGCCUUGUGCUCUGUCCGCGUAACCCCGGUUCACUAUACACAAGAAGCAAUUGCCCUCCCAGAUCGUGCCUGUGAAUCCCCUUCGAUAUAUCACCCCGGUCGUUGCAUAUCACACCAUAACCUCCACCGGGCAUCUCAUCGUCCUUGUUGCUGCUGUUCAUCCUAGAGAGCAACAUGGCAGCAGCCUUUGCUAUGCGACCGUCCGAGGGCCCCUUGCCCAAUCCGGCAGGCUUGGCCACAAAGACUCCCACCAACAAGUCCGCCAUCCCACGCUCCCUCCCGGAUGCCAUCGACAUCAUCGACAUCCGCUCCGAUGCUAGUACCUUCAACCUCAAGCAGGAGAUCUUCGAGCUCUUCCGCCCCCAGGAAGGGCCCAGGCAGAUGCCGACCCUGCUCCUAUAUGAUGAGAAGGGUUUGCAGCUGUUUGAAAAGAUCACUUACCUCGAGGAAUACUAUUUGACAAACUCGGAGAUCCAGUUGCUCCGCCGCAACGCCUCCAACAUUGCAAAGUCAAUCCCGAAUGGCUCCAUGUUCAUUGAACUCGGCAGCGGAAACCUUCGCAAGAUCCGCCUGCUCCUACAAGCACUUGACGAUGCCGGCAAGGACGUCGACUACUAUGCCCUCGACCUGUCUCGGGAGGAGCUCGAACGCACCCUGGCCCAGCUACCGACUUUCAAACAUGUCAAGUGCCACGGCUUGCUGGGGACGUAUGAUGACGGUCGCGAAUGGCUGAAGCAGUCUUCGAUGGACUCCACGCCGAAAUGCAUUGCGAGCAUGGGGUCCAGUCUUGGCAACUUCUCCCGUGACGGGGCAGCGUCCUUCUUGAGGGACUUUACCGAGAUCCUUCGGCCUUCCGAUACGUUACUGAUAGGCCUGGACUCAUGCGCGAACCCGUCCAAAGUUUAUCACGCUUACAAUGACAAGGAAGGCCUAACACACCAGUUCGUCCUGAACGGACUUGUGCAUGCGAAUGAGGUGCUGGGCCAAGAAGCUUUCAACCUGGAGGACUGGAAAGUCAUUGGGGAAUACAUCUAUGACAUCGAGGGCGGCCGCCAUCAAGCCUUCUACAGCCCAGUCCGUGACGUGACGGUGCUGGGUGAGCGCAUCCGGGCGGGAGAACGCAUCCAGGUGGAGCAGAGCCUCAAAUUCUCUACCGAAAACCGCCGACAGCUCCUACAGGACGCCGGGCUGCUCGAGAAAGAUCAGUGGAUCACAGAAGAUGGCGACUACGGACUCCAUCUCUUUGCCAGGGCCAACUCGGCGUUCGACGUCAAACCCGCAAAAUAUGCUGCCUCUACUGUCCCUACACUCAAGGAGUGGCAAGCUCUCUGGGAGAAGUGGGACACCGUCACUAGAGACAUGCUGCCAGAUGAGGAGCUUCUAGGACAGCCGAUCAAGCUUCGGAAUGCCUGCAUCUUCUAUCUCGGCCACAUUCCCACCUUUCUCGACAUCCAGCUCACCAAGACUACAAAGACGGCAGCCACUCAUCCCAAGUAUUUCUCGUCCAUCUUCGAGCGUGGCAUCGACCCUGAUGUAGACAACCCUGAGCAUUGCCAUGCCCACUCGGAAAUUCCAGACGAAUGGCCCUGCGUAGAGGACAUCCUGGAGUAUCAGGGACGUGUCAGGUCUCGGUUGGAAGGUCUAUAUUCUCGUGGCGCCAACCAAAUUCCUCGUGACGUGGCUAGAGCCAUCUGGGUUGGCUUCGAACAUGAGGUCAUGCAUCUGGAAACAUUGCUAUACAUGAUGCUGCAGAGCGACAAGACGGCGCCACCGACACGUGUGCCGCGUCCAGACUUUGGAGCCCUGGCCGUCGAGGCCAAGGCCGCACGAGUCGAGAACGCCUGGUUCGAUAUCCCAGCACAAGAGAUUGACGUAGGCAUGGACGAUCCAGAGGAUGAUCUUGCGACAGACAGGCCGUUUGGCUGGGACAACGAGAAGCCAUCUCGGCGGGUUCGAGUGCACAGCUUCCAGGCCCAAGGCCGGGCUAUCACCAACGAGGAGUAUGGCCGGUUCAUGCUGGAGACGAGCACGACAAAACUCCCAGCAUCCUGGGCAACCACCAACAGACUGUCCAAUGGCACCACGAAUGGCCACUCCAAUGGCCACUCCAACGGUCACGUCAACGGUACUAGUGAUGAAAACAAGUCCGAGCUGCCGGCAUCGUUCCUGGCCAACAAGUCCGUGCGGACGGUCUACGGGCUCGUGCCGCUGAAGGAGGCCCUGGACUGGCCGGUCUUUGCCUCGUACGACGAGCUUGCGGCAUGCGCGGUGUGGAUGGGGGGCCGAAUCCCUACCGCGGAGGAGGCGCAAAGCAUCUACGCCUAUGUGGACUACCUCAAGCGUGAGCGGGCAGAGAACAAGAUUGGCAAGACGCUCCCGGCAGUGAACGCGCAUCUCAGCAACAAUGGCGUCCAGGAGACCCCGCCGUCAGCGGCAUCAUCUAAUGGCGAGGUAGCCGCCGACAAGUCGUCGUGCUUGUACGCGGACCUCGAAGGUGCCAAUGUUGGGUUCCAGCACUGGCACCCGAUGCCCGUGACGGGCGAAGGCGACGUCCGCCCAGCUGGGCGUGGCGAGAUGGGUGGCGUCUGGGAGUGGACGAGCUCGCCGUUGCGCGAGCACGAGGGAUUCGAGCCGAUGGCGCUGUAUCCGAAUUACACUGCCGACUUCUUCGAUGAGAAGCACAAUAUAGUUUUUGGCGGGUCAUGGGCGACUCAUCCUCGCAUUGCGGGGAGAAAGUCCUUUGUCAACUGGUACCAGCGCAACUAUCCUUACGCGUGGGUCGGUGCAAGACUGGUGCGAGAUUUGUAGAAAAGGGGUUGCCGGGGGGAAGGGUAGCCAUGAAACUCUUGUCCUACGCCAAGUGCAAAUUACACGCCGGAUCUCGCUUCUGUUCACGUUGCCAUGGGCUUUCCUUUUUGUUGCUGAACCUCACGCGCGCACACACACACACUCAUUCUGCGUCAGGCCAAUUGGAUAACUGGCGGAAACGAUAUAUUGGCCAUGUCUGCACGCGCGCUGGGCUU
Molecule: messenger RNA, 3234 nt
Organism: Microdochium trichocladiopsis
Lineage: Eukaryota; Fungi; Ascomycota; Sordariomycetes; Xylariales; Microdochiaceae
Product: C-type lectin protein
Exons: 13
Coding region: 386-3019 (877 amino acids)
Source: RefSeq, a predicted model, not a curated record